Dreissena polymorpha is the source of this 701-nucleotide messenger RNA. RefSeq names its product perlucin-like protein. The record is from RefSeq and is a predicted model, not a curated record. The transcript has 5 exons. Lineage: Eukaryota; Metazoa; Mollusca; Bivalvia; Myida; Dreissenidae. Bases 108 to 593 code for a protein of 161 amino acids.
UGAUUAAAUGUAAAAUAUCCUUUAAGUGGUAACGUAUCUUUAAUUGGUAGGACACUUGUAAUCUUAUCUCUCUUAGCCGGAACAUCAUUUAAUAAAUUAUAGUUGUCAUGACACAAAAUGUCACAAUGAUUAGAAUUGGAAUAAUUCUGUUGGUGGUCUUUGGCUUUUCGGAUGCAACAUGCCCGGAUGGUUGGACAAGGUUCCACUCGUCCUGCUAUUUGUUUGGACACACUGCAUACACAUUUUUGGAUGCACAGCGUCAAUGCGAGCACUACAAAGCCACGCUUGUUAACAUCGAGUCACGGGAGGAAUACAAUUUCAUACGGGGCUUUUUGAUGAUGAUAUGCGACCAGUUACAUUGGAUAGGAUUGACAGACGAAACAACGGAAGGGACGUGGAAGUAUUACCCCUCAGAAAAGAUUGCUGAAUUCCUAAACUGGUAUCCCGGGGACAGGGAGCCCAAUGAAGGAACAAGAGCCAACUGCGCUGCGAUAUAUGCAGGAUACAAUUACCAAUAUGCUGACUCGCCGUGUACUGCUCAGUAUCAGUCGAUAUGUGAACUUGCAGAUGGGGGAGUUGAUAUCGUCGGGUAGUCGAUGUGGUCUCUCAGCAUACAGAAGUUUAUGGUUCGCGAAUAAGUGUUUGUAUAAAAAUAUAUAUCUAUAAUACAUACACGAAUAAAAGAAUCUUUGAAGUAUGAA